AUGAAGGGACUCAGUGACUCUGACGUGGAGGCACAGGUCCAGGAGCUGAAGACCAUCACGCGGCUCCAGGAGCAAUGCCGGGCGCUGCAGGUGCAGGGCGUGAAGGAGAAGACGGCCCAGAAUAAGGCGACACUGGCGCUCCUGCGCAGCAGUAUCCGCCGCGGGGCCCAGGACUUGGCUCUGGCCAACAAGUACGACCAGGGCACCAUCGCCAAGGCCUGCGGGAAGGACGUGCCCUCCAGGCUGGCGCACGGCCGCAACACCAUGGAGGUGGCGCGCGAGAAGCUGCGCAAGUACAUCUUCGACCGCGUGAACGCGCACAACGUGCUCAUCCACCUGGUGCGGCGGCGCGGCCAGAGGCUGGAGUGCAUGCAGCUGGAGCUGGCGCGCCUGCGCAGUCAGCCCGACGCCACCAAGGAGGAGCUGCGGCUGCUGCAGGUCAUCCGCCAGCUGGAGAACAACAUCGAGAAGACGAUGGUCAAGAUCACCACGAGCCAGAACAUCCGCCUGCUGUACGUGGACCUGCUGGACCACCUGAAGGCGGUGCUGGCAGGGUACCCCGUGGAGCUAGAUAAGCUGCAGAACCUGGUGGUGGACUACUGCUCGGAGCUGUCGGACAUGACGGUCAUGUCCCAGGACGCCAUGAUGAUCACCGAUGAGGUCAAGAGGAACAUGAGGCAAGGGGAGGCCAGCUUCAUCGAGGAGCGCAGGGCGCGGGAGAACCGGCUGAGCCAGCAGAAGAAGCUCAUUGACAAGAUUCACACCAAGGAGACCAGCGAGAAGCUCCGCCGGGGCCAGAGGGACUUGGACUUCCCAUCCAACCUGAUGGCCAUGGAAACCCAGAAAGUGAGGAGAAAAGAGACCUCCAUGGCCGACAUAGAGUACCAGUCGGAGGUCAUUGCGCUGGUGGACAGGGUGAAGUCGGCUGUGCAGUGCUCUCACCUCUGGGACAUCGCGGGCCGGUUCCUGUCUCAGAACAACACCGAGGAGAACCUGGGGGUGCAGAUGCAGGACUGCGAGGGGCGGCGGACGCAGCUGGAGGCCCUGAUGAAGAAGCUGGAACUCGAGGAGGCCCUGCUCAAGUUCCACCAGACCCCCAGCUCCGUCAGCUUCAACUCCAUCGAGAAGAGGUUGAUGGACACGCUGAGGGCUGAGGAGGAGCGGCUGCGGCUGGCUCACAGGAGCGUGGCCAAGAGCCAGAAGCUGCUGCUGACCCUCCAGACCGGCAUCGACAACCUCUACAUCCGGCUCAUCGGCGUCGCCCUGCCAGCUGCACAGGAGGAAGCAGCACCCCCCGACACCCUGGACGUGUACUCCAAGCUGGCCUUCUGCGAGCGGAAGCUCACGUACCUAGCUGACAAAGUGCAGGCGCUGUCCAGGACUGAGGAGGUGGACACGAAGGUGAGGGAGGCGCUGGAGUCCUCGACCCUCAAGGAGAAGCGCAACACCCGGAUCAGCUUUGAGGACCUGGAGGAUAUGAUAGACACCUUCCAGUUCGCGGACAUGGACCACAGCUACGUGCCGUCGCGGGCCGACAUCAAGAAGCAGGCGCAGGGGCUGAUCGAAGCGAAGUUCAAGUCGGCCAAGAAGAAGAAGAAGUAGCCCCGCCCGCCCCAGCCCGCGCUUUCGUACUCGAAUAAACAUUU
This is a messenger RNA of Lepus europaeus (European hare), 1646 nucleotides long. It is a transcript of the gene CCDC183, whose product is annotated as coiled-coil domain containing 183. The transcript has 14 exons. Lineage: Eukaryota; Metazoa; Chordata; Mammalia; Lagomorpha; Leporidae. The record is from RefSeq and is a predicted model, not a curated record. Bases 1 to 1602 code for a protein of 533 amino acids.